Messenger RNA from Clunio marinus, 2355 nucleotides. The record is from the annotation of a GenBank genome assembly. NCBI's taxonomy places the organism in Eukaryota, Metazoa, Arthropoda, Insecta, Diptera, Chironomidae.
UCAGUGUGAAAUAAGAAACGAACGAUGAAGCACCUGCUUUGCUUUUCUUCCGUUUUAGUUUUUUAUAUAAAGAAGGUUCAUUUUCAAUAAAUUGGUCUCUUAACGAAACCAAUGUGAAGAUGGUUGUGAUGAUGAUGAUGAUUAUUAUGGUUGUAGUGUGAAACGGAAGAUAAACGAGAAAAAUAACAAAAAGAAAAAAAAAGUAAAAAAAUAAAACUUUAUAUCCUUCUUAUCGUAUUCGAUUCAUCUUCACGCAGUGGUUUUCAAUAAGCUACCAGCCGUCAUUAAGGAAAAAGUUUUACUUCUACAAAGUGAAGUGAAAAUAAAAGCCAAAAAUGAGUUGGAUAAAAGCUACAAGUUUGGCACUUGUGUUGAUAACGAUAUCAGAUGGAAUUUUUGGUAAAGUUCAUCGUCAUCGCGUACCAAAUGUCUUGCCAAAUCAAAUGCACCAAAUAACACUCGAUCCUAUCGAACAUGUGAAGUUGACAUGGAUGGUGGAUUGGCCUGAAAAAAAUGUCUUUUUUCAAGUGAAAAAUGGCAUCACUAAGAAAUUUACCUGGUUUGCUAUCGGCUUCUCUCGUCGUGGAGAAUUCCCACGAACAGAUUUUUGUAUUUUUCAAAGAGAGCAUGGGAAAAUUGACAUCAAUAUUGAUGCUUGGUCAAGUGAUGACGGUCAACAUAUAAUCAUUGAUCGACAUCAAGACUGCAUCACCAUAGCACGUUCAAAUAAGGAUGAAAUUGCAUUCCGGAGAAAAUUCGAUACAUGUGAUGAAGAAGAUUUUCCAUUUCAUGAGGGAACGAUGUUCAUUUAUUGGAUGAGAGGUGAAGAGACGCUCGAUUUCGAUGACAAUUUUCUAACACCUGAUUUACCUGAAAACGAUUUUGGCAUGUCACAUCUGCAAUUGCUUCGAGCUGAUUCGAUAAAUAUUCCAGAAAAAAAAAUUCGACAUUUUGAUAUUGUAGUAAAGGAUGUUGAAAUCCCAGCAACUGAUACUACAUAUUGGUGCAAAGUUCAGAAGUUGAAAGAUGCCAGCAAACGUCGACAUAUUGUUGAGUUCGAACCUAUAAUUAAAAGCGAAGAAUUUGUACACCACAUGGAAGUUUUCCAUUGCGAAACGAUGGCUGAUGUUGAGAUUCCUUUAUAUGAAGGAAAUUGCGAUGAUUUACCAGCGGAAGCCAAAGUUUGUAGUAAAGUCAUGGCAUUGUGGGCUAUGGGUGCAGCAACGUUUACAUAUCCAAGAGAAGUUGGCUUAGCAUUCGGCGGUUCAGAUUACAAUCCAUACAUAAGAUUGGAAAUUCACUACAACAAUCCAAAUAUCAUCGGUGGAAGAAUUGAUAAUUCUGGAAUGAGAAUAAAAUAUGUGAAUAAGUUGAGAAAGUAUGACGCAGCUGUUAUGGAACUUGGUCUUGAAUAUACUGAUAAGAUGGCGAUUCCACCUGGUCAACUUGCAUUUCCUUUAAGUGGAUAUUGCAUUGCUGAAUGUACUAGAAUUGCGCUUCCUAAAGAUGGAAUAACAGUCUUUGGUUCUCAAUUGCAUACACAUCUGCGUGGUGUUCGCGUUCUCACAAGGCAUUUUCGUGAUGAUAAAGAACUUGUUGAACUCAACCGCGAUGACUUUUAUUUAAAUCACUUUCAAGAGAUCCGUCAUUUACGUAGAAAGCCUAAAGUUUUACCAGGCGAUGCUUUAGUCACCACUUGUUUCUAUGAUACCCGUGGAUAUGAGAAUGCGACAAUGGGUGGUUUCUCGAUUCAAGAUGAGAUGUGUGUUAAUUACAUUCAUUAUUAUCCAGCUACAAAUUUAGAGCUUUGCAAAAGCUCGGUAUCUGAGAAGACAUUAGCUGAUUAUUUUGAAUUUAUGAAGAAAAAAGAUCAUCAAGACAUCGACAUGAGACGUGGUCGUUUUGCGAAUUAUCGAGCCAUCGAUUGGACGCUACCACACGUCAACGAACUUUUUACGAUGUAUACAAACGAGCCAUUAAGUAUGCAAUGUAAUCGUUCGGAUGGUCGACGAUUUGAUGGCUUCAAUUGGGAAGGUGCACCAAUAACAGAAGUUCCAAUUCAAAUACCAGAUCGCCAACUGUCAUGUGCUGGUGGUGGAAAAUCACUGAGAAAUAGCAACGAUUGUGACAUGUUUGGUGAAUGUAUCUAUUAAGAAAAUGUAGCCUCAAGUUACAUGUAAUUUGUAUGUAUGAUUUAUUUAUUUUCUUUUACAUUGUAUCAUAAGAUGAAAUUGCCUGAAAAUAUUUAAACGAAAAAAAUAAUCUGCCGAUGGAACAUUGGAAAACGACAUGAAGAAUUGAAAAGGAAAGGAAAAACCUGAUGUUUUUGAAUAAAAGCUAAUGAAGCGUUCACAG